UUCUUAUUUUCUAUAUAUAUAUAUACAUGCCAAAAUCACCUUACUUUAAACAAUCUACCACCACCAAAAUCAAAGUAAACAACAAUGAUCCUUUGAAGAAAACUAUACCUGAUUAUCUCGACUAUGACCUACGUGUUUUAUUUAUUGGUAUCAAUCCUGGUAUUACUAGUGCAGCAAGAGGUCACCAUUUUGCAGGACCUACCAACCAUUUUUGGCCUUGUCUUUCUGAAAGUGGUCUAGUGGACAGAGUAUUGACAUGUAAAGACGAUGUUACAAUGACUGCAGAAUUCAAUUUGGGAAUCACCAACUUAUCAGCACGUACAACAAGAAGAGCUUCAGAUUUGACACUAGCAGAACAACGCGAAAAUGCACCAUUACUCACAGAAAAAAUAAGUAAAUAUCGACCUAGAGUGGCCUGUUUUGUUGGAAAAGGAAUAUAUGAAAUCUAUCUAGGGAAAACAAAAGGUAUUAAGAUGGGAUUACAACCAAAUACAAUUCCUUGGUCCAAUGGAAAAGGUGCUACCAAAUUAUUUGUUAUGCCAAGUACAAGUGGGAUUGUGUCUGCUUAUCAAAAAAAGGACAAACUCGAAUUCUUUCAACAAUUAUGUAUAUUAGUGAAUCAAGAAAAUUAGAUUUUAAAAUUUGUGUAUAUAAUAGAUGUGUCUGCAUUGCCCAGUCUCGCGAAUGAUGAUUGGAGGCGGGUUGUGAAUAUUAUUAGAAAAAAAAAAAGAAUAAAUGUAAAUUUUUUGAAGAGCCACUUGGUUGUUUUUUUUUUUUUUUUU
Halteromyces radiatus is the source of this 782-nucleotide messenger RNA. Its product is annotated as uracil-DNA glycosylase-like protein. The transcript is spliced from 3 exons. Gene Ontology annotation, biological process: base-excision repair, AP site formation. The record is from RefSeq and is a predicted model, not a curated record. NCBI's taxonomy places the organism in Eukaryota, Fungi, Mucoromycota, Mucoromycetes, Mucorales, Cunninghamellaceae. Gene Ontology annotation, molecular function: mismatch base pair DNA N-glycosylase activity. Bases 27 to 632 code for a protein of 201 amino acids. Gene Ontology annotation, cellular component: nucleus.